GGUUUUGUGACAGAAAUUAGUUUCCUUUUCUUUAAUUUUGUUUUCCUUUUUACUCUCGUAGUGAACUUCCCACCUAUGCCCCUCUCACAUCUCAUCUCUUUCUCUCUUUUAAUAUCGAUCAUAUUCUGCCUUUUUAUUAAUUUCAGCAUCUUCUUCUCUACCCCCCAUAUCUUUUCAACAGGAGGAAGACAAAACAUUGGUACCAUGUUUCUGUCCUAGCUAGUGUAGUACAAGGAGUGCACCUAAGCUAGCUCAAAGCAUCUGGUAAAAGGAAUUGACUAGAAUUGUCAACUACACAUUGAGGUCAAUCUCCAAUAUGAAGUUUCCCAAAAGCAUAGACCUGGAAAUUGAGGUCCAAGAUGACGAUGAUUCAGGUAACAACAGCCAGCUUGAUUCCAACAUAUCUGUUCAAACAACCAUGACACGUCCUGUCCAAAAACUGGAAACAUCCCACACUUAUGAUCCUAUUUCCCUUGAAUUGAGUCUAAACUUCAACUCGAACAUGUAUAAAUUUGAAUCAAAAAAUUCAAUGGGAAGAUCGAUAUCGACUACAAGUAAAAGCACAAACCACACAGAAACUCAUGCAACCCCAGGAUCCCUACCAAGAGUUUUUCCUUGCAAUUAUUGUCAGAGAAAAUUCUUCAGCUCACAAGCUCUUGGGGGUCACCAGAAUGCGCAUAAAAGUGAGAGGAUGCUUGCAAAGCGUGCUAUGAGAAUGGGUAUUUUCUCUGAGAAGUAUGCAAGCCAGGUUGCGAAAUUUCCUCCCCAUGGAGCUUCAUUAAGAUCUCUCGAAAUCAAAGCGCAUUCGUCACAACACCAAACAUUUGUGCCACCAUUUACGAGGAUGCCAACAGAAAUUAACAGCAUAUCUCCAAGAUACAUAAAUGGAAUUAUAGAAUUUCCUAUAUAUGUGGACGAUGACGGAUAUGAUCAUAUGUUGUGGCCGGGAAGCUUCCGUCAAGUGGAUGCAACAGUCAGUGUUCUUGAUUUACUGCCGAAAACAGUCAGUGUUGUUGAUGCAACAGUCACUCCUGAUCUUACUUUGAGACUUUAAUUUUUUUUUUUUUUUUUGUACUAAUAUUAACUAUCUUUUUUAAUUUUAUUUUCUAUGGAUUCUUGUUGGUACAGUUAUUUGUUGUUAAGCAUGUGAUAAUUAAACCUACCAAGAAAGUCGGCAUUAAUUUAACAUUUCUUCUCUUUUUCCGUCGGACCCGAUUUGGCUUCCUUUUGUGGGUUUAUGAGUUUUUGACAAAAUAGAGAUAUUAGAAAAAAUAUUUACUAAUUUUAUAUAUUUUAAAAAAUAUUUACGGAACUAGUAUUUCAUUUUAUGUUUCUUUACUUUUCAAUUUUCUUAAUGCUUUUUUAUUUUAAAAAUCAUCUAUUUUUCUUUUAUUACUUUUUGAUUGUUUCAAUUUCUUUUUUUUAAAUAAAUUUUUUUUAUCAUUUUUACUUCUUUUUUUUUUCCAUUUUUUAUUGUUUUUUUAAUAACAGUUUUUAUGAGUACAUACCAAACAUCUAGUUUAGUCAUACAAAUCAUCUAAUUUGACAAUAUAAUCAUAUACUACAAGAAUAAAGGGUAUUAGUGGCGAAAAAAAGUCGCCGCUAUUGCUCACCAAAGUCGCCGCUAAUAGCUUUAUCGGUGACAUGUCGCCGCUAUUGAGUCGCCGCUACUGUCUUGUCGUUAUUGAUCAAAAAGUCGCCGCUAACACUCACUGUCGCCGCUAAUGAUGAUGUCGCUGCUAAUACUCUUGUCGACGCUAAUAAUGUCGAAGCUAUUGCCUUUUUUUUUAUUUUUUUUUAAAAACAUUCAUUUUCGGCUGUCCAAAAACCGAUACAACCAUCAACACACUCCAAAUUGCACAUAAAUACACACAUACAUACAUUAUACAUAAAUAUAUACUUUUUAUACAUAUAAAACAACCAUCAACACACUCCAAAUUGCACAUAAAUACACACAUACAUACAUUAUACACAAAUAUACAUACUUUUUAUACACAUAAAACAACUAUGAACACAAUCCAAAUUGCAUACAAAUACAUACAUACAUACAUUAUACACAUAUACGUAAAUUUUUUAC
Lactuca sativa (garden lettuce) is the source of this 2077-nucleotide messenger RNA. RefSeq names its product zinc finger protein 7. Gene Ontology annotation, biological process: negative regulation of abscisic acid-activated signaling pathway. Lineage: Eukaryota; Viridiplantae; Streptophyta; Magnoliopsida; Asterales; Asteraceae. The record is from RefSeq and is a predicted model, not a curated record.